AUGUGGGCCCCACCACUCGUGAGACGGGUAAGACUAAGACCCAUCUCUCUCUCGACCAUCAGCUCCCACCGCACCUCGGCCUCGAGAGCAAGCCUUUUCUCGGCCAUUAUCUCCUCUCUUAUCCUCUGCUUCUCAAUCUCCCUCCAAAUCGACCCCGGCAGCCCUGGAGUAGAGAGAGAAAGAGGGGUGACAUGCGUUUGGUUUCAUGAGGAAAGGCCGACCCGAGCUGGUCCUCAAAUACUGACUUGGGCGACUUUUGAGCCGACCUGGACUACUUCUGAGCCGACUUGGACUACUUCCGAGCCGACCUGGACUAUAGAUGAGGAACAGAUCCCUAAAAUACCGAACAAGUCUUCAGAUGUCGGAGAUGGCCUCAAGUACCGAAACAUGUCCUUAAAGAUACUAAAUAGGUCCUAA
Messenger RNA from Striga asiatica, 417 nucleotides. The record is from the annotation of a GenBank genome assembly. Lineage: Eukaryota; Viridiplantae; Streptophyta; Magnoliopsida; Lamiales; Orobanchaceae.